Molecule: messenger RNA, 1179 nt
Organism: Harpia harpyja (harpy eagle)
Lineage: Eukaryota; Metazoa; Chordata; Aves; Accipitriformes; Accipitridae
Gene: SWI5
Product: SWI5 homologous recombination repair protein
Exons: 6
Coding region: 201-527 (108 amino acids)
Biological process (GO): double-strand break repair via homologous recombination
Cellular component (GO): Swi5-Swi2 complex; Swi5-Sfr1 complex
Source: RefSeq, a predicted model, not a curated record
CGACUACAACUCCCGGCGUGCCCCGCGGGGCAGUCCGCGCCGGUCCGGCGGGAGGCGGCAGCCCUGGCCGAGGGGGUCCCGCCGGGCGCGGGCCGCAGCCCGCCCCGCCACCCGCCCCCACCGCCGCGGGCUCUGCCGAGGAGGGCCUCCGGUGGCGGCCGGCGCAGCGGCACUGCCGGCUUCAAGUCACCGCCUACAGAAUGCUGUCGAACGUGAUCUGGAGCAGGCUAACGUUACAUAAACUAAUCCUGUCUCCAAGGUCCUGCCAGCCUAAUGGAGCCAACAAAGAAGCCCUGCAGUAUGAAAUCAAAGAGCUGAAACAGAAGGACCUUGCUCUAGACCAAGAAAUUGCACAAUUAUUGUCCGAAGGCUACAGCCUGGAGGAAUUGGAGAAGCACAUCUCUCUGCUCCAUGAGUAUAAUGAUAUUAAAGAUGCUGGACAGAUGCUGCUGGGCAAGCUGGCUGUUAUCCGAGGGGUUACUACAAAGCAGCUCUACCCUGAAUACGAUCUGGAGCUUAGCGACUAGUAUUGAAUCUGCAGACUGCCACAUCCUGCAAAAAUGACUAUUACUGGGCCAUUACGUUUUGGUGCCAUAUCAGUUUAGAACUGACAUAAGGUGGCCUCAGAAGUAUGUAUGUAGAAUUGCAACAGAGUAUGGGUUAACAGCCUUAUUUCUAAGAAGCUUUGGAACAUGAAAGUUGUUGAAUCUGUCAACUGUUUCCUGCUUGUGGGAAAGGGAUGUAGGACUUUGGAUAAUUUUGUCUACUGCCUGAUGAACAGUAUUGUUUUGGUUUUGUUUUUUUAAUUGGAAAGGUGGUUAUUCCGGUUGAUGUUAAGACUCUUCCCGUGGAGCCUUUGCUUCUCUACAGCAUCCAGGGGCUAUUUGGAUACAGAAAGGAUAGAGGAAGCGAGGGCAUACAAAUGUGCCAUGUAAUAGCUGCUUUGAAAGAAAAGAAAAAACCCUCAGAAGUAGGGAGGGAAGAAGGCUGAAGUUGUGGUGGUUUGGGGUUUUUGUUUUGUUUUAUGAUCAAAUCUGGGUAAGUCUGGGUGUUCUGCAUUUUUGUACUUAACUGCUCUGGUAUCUAGAGGUUUUGUAUCAUUUCUGUAGUAAAUGGCAAAAUGUGAAGUUGUGUUGAACUGGCCAGUCUCAAUAAAGCAGCUAUCACAUUUCUCAGUAA